GUGUGUACCGAAGCGUAAUGCAAUAAAGCCUUGCCUUGCCUUCGGCGAUACAGUUGUCUUGGCGCGGGUCCGACGGACGAGCUCGCUCAUCGCCUAGACAAAUGGCAUCGCACACGGACCAGCAGCGCAGCCAAGGAGAGCCGUUGGAGGGGGGAGAUGGUACGAUCGACGACUUGAAACAGGCGCUUGUAGAGAAUCUGGAGCAUAGGGGCGUACUCGGCAAGCUCAGAGCGAAGGUGCGAGCGGAGGUUUUCCACACCCUCGAAGGGCCCCAAGAGGGGGUUCUACCGACCCCGCUUUCUAACGAGAACCUGCUGAUCAACGAGCUCGUGCGGGACUACCUGAGCUACAACGGGUACUCGAACGCGCUGGGCGUGUUCAUGGCCGAGUCCGGGCAACCGAUCGAGAGGUCCUUGGACAGGGGGUUCAUUCGAGACGAGUUGGGACUAUCCGAGCGACGGGAUAGCACCGACCACGGAAGCGCUAGGCCUUUGCCUCUGCUCUACGGCAUCACGCACGCUCUUAAGCGUAGACGAAAAGAGGCAUCCGGAAACAACGGGGGUUACGCGGAAUGCGAGGAGGAAGCGGAGGAGGAGGAGGCAGAGGAGGAGGGUUGCGGGGGUCAUCCGGACGUCGGCGGCAGCAACAGCAUCGAGUGGGCCGAUCCCGCACCUGUUUUGUUCACAAAACACAAAGGUAGUAGCGGCGGCAGCGGCAUUGCGUGACGGGAGAAUAUAUGCGACUUCUCCAACAUGAGCGCUUGUAGUCUGACGCGCCUGUCGCCGAGAAUUUCAUGUGGUGCGGUCGCCUACGAAGUGGACGCCGUUGUUUCUUUUUCGACCAGUCGUCCAAUACCGUUUUUGCGGUCGGUCGGUGUACCGGCAGUGGCAAGGUCGUCACAGUUCUGCAGCAGGGCCGUACCUGGUCAUAGCGCCGGAAUCGAAGCAUCGCCUUCUCGAAGGUUCUUCACAAGCCGGGGUGCGGACAACCCAAAGUCUGUCCACCAAGGGUUGCAUGGUCAUUCACUCCUGGUGUCUCGUUCCGCAGAGGUUUCCGGAGACUUUACGGGGAGCAAGGUAUCCACCGGCUUUUCCUGAGACUUUUCGGGGCGCAAGACAUGAUGACAUCACCUUUGAGUUCUAGUCAAGCCUACCAUCUCGUUGGGCCGAUCGCCGUCGUAGAAUCGAAUCGAGAGUACCCCGUAGCGCACAUACAGCGCCAGUUGAAGAACUUGGGAAUAUUGGUGUUUCGAACAGGAUGGGGUCUUCUUGCGUUGCACAUCUACAGUCCAGCACGCAGCCACGGUUCAGUUCAAAUUCGCUCGUGAAGGAUUUAGUAUUGGACUCGCUUCGGUCGCUUUGGAGUGAAGUUUCUGCUUUCACGUGUUUACCUGCUGGUGCUACCCGUAAGUACGUACAACCUAGCCGACUCCAGUUGUGGAACUUCUUCUGCGCCGGAAUGUGUCUGAUUCGGGCUAAGGAUGAGCUCAAGCUAGAUUUUUUCCAUGUCCCAC
Messenger RNA from Ectocarpus sp. CCAP 1310/34, 1513 nucleotides. Lineage: Eukaryota; Phaeophyceae; Ectocarpales; Ectocarpaceae. The record is from the annotation of a GenBank genome assembly.